CUCAGGCCCCUGGGCCUGCCCUAGGCCUAGUGGGCCCAGCCCUGCUGCCAUGGCCUCACCACCUGCGCCCCCGGCCAAGAAGCGCAAGAUGAACUUCUCGGAGCGCGAGGUGGAGAUCAUCGUGGAGGAGCUGGAGCGGGGCAAGCACCUGCUCAUCAACCACUUCAAUGCGGGCGUUCCGCUGGCUGCCAAGGCGGCCGCCUGGCAUGACAUCCUGCGGCGUGUCAACGCCGUGGCCACCUGCCGUCGCGAGCUGCCCGAGGUCAAGAAGAAGUGGUCGGACCUCAAAACUGAGGUGCGGCGCAAGGUGGCCCAGGUGCGCGCCGCCAUGGAAGGGGGCGGUGAGGGCCAGAACGGAGCUGCUGGUGGCGGCGGGCAGGACAGCGAGGACCCGGCAGGUGCCGUCGCCGCCCCCGUCAUCCUCACGCCCAUGCAGCAGCGCAUCUGCAACCUGCUGGGAGAAGCCACCAUCAUCAGCCUGCCAGCCGGGGACUGCACAGCCGGGGAUGCAGCCGAGAUCCCCAUCCCGGCCUCUGCCACCACCGUCACCCUGACACAGAUCCCCACAGAGACAACUUAUCACAGUCUGGAUGAUGGGGUCGUGGAGUACUGCACCACAGAGGCUCCCACCACAGUUACUGCUGAAGCUCCCUUGGAGAUGAUGGCACAUCAACCUGAGGUGUCUGCCAAGCCCCAGGAGCUGAAAAGCAGAAUUGCCUUAAAUUCAGCCAAGCUCUUGCAGGAGCAGCGAGUGACCAACCUGCAUGUGAAGGAGAUUGCCCAGCACCUGGAGCAGCAGAAUGACCUGCUGCAGAUGAUCCGUCGCUCCCAGGAGGUACAGGCCUGUGCACAGGAGCGGCAGGCGCAGGCCAUGGAGGGAACGCAGGCUGCUCUGAGUGCUCUCAUCCAGGUGCUGCGCCCCAUGAUCAAGGACUUCCGUCGAUUCCUGCAGAGCAAUACACCCAAUCCCUCAGUGACUUCUGACCCGAGCCAAGUGGCCCAAAAUGGGCAACAAGACAGUAUCAUCCAAUGAAAGAAGUGCUGGCUGUUUUUCUCAAAAAAACUGUCUUUGCUGCUGUAGGACACAAGGGCACAGAGACAGAUCCACUCUCGUCACAGUGGAGUGGUUCAGCUGUAGCCCUCUGGAGUAGAAAACUGUUCUUGGAGAGCUUCCUUCUCUGCGUUGAGCCUUGAUGGACUUACCAUCCAGAGUGGAAGCCAAGAUGUGCGAUGAACUUGGAACAUAAUGUUGGUGGGUUUGGUUCCUUUAAAAAAUCUAGAUUUAUAAAAAGACAAUUAUUUUUUUUAUGUCUAGGUGAAGGCCGAUCUUAAAAAAAGGAGACCUCUCACCCAGGGCUUGCAGCUUCUAGUCGACUCCUAACACGGUGAGGGGCUUGGAGUCGCAUCCUGUUGCUGAAAGAACCCAGAUCCCAUGCUGCAGUACAGGGGAGCAAAUGCAUUCCUGUCUUUUGCUGGGCAUUUUUAAGUA
Molecule: messenger RNA, 1489 nt
Organism: Gavialis gangeticus (Gharial)
Lineage: Eukaryota; Metazoa; Chordata; Crocodylia; Gavialidae
Gene: NAIF1
Product: nuclear apoptosis inducing factor 1
Exons: 2
Coding region: 50-1033 (327 amino acids)
Cellular component (GO): nucleus
Source: RefSeq, a predicted model, not a curated record